AUGGACGACGUCCGUGGGGAGCGCGAGGUGGCAGCGUGGCUUGAGGACGUGCAUCCGAGCGAAACACGCCGCGAUGCGCGCUCUAUCUUUGCGACCUACUUUGCGGAGCUGCCUGGCCCGCUUGCGCGCGUCGUCGGCGAGUGCCUGACGCCCGAGGAGCGGAGCAGCCACCCGCUCGUGCGCGAGCGGCGGCGGCGCUUUGCCGCGAGUGCGCCGGAAGAGCUGUCUGUGCGAGCGCAGCGUGCGCACGAUCCUGCGCGCUGGCGGCGGACUGUCGGCACAGGGCAGGACGAAGAAUUCGAGGAUCUCGAUCUCGAGACGGAGCUGCGGCACGAUGCCCAAGUCGAGCGCCGCGACGAAGGGCACGGGCGGAGCGCGCCGCCCGACGGGGGCAGCGAGGUGCGUGCCGCGCAACAUACGGACGGCGUCGAAGCGCCACGCCCGCCCUCUGAAGCGCCCGAGCGUGCGUCGGGAGCGCAUGGGCCAGGAGCGGCCGCGCCACCCUCCGACGCGCCGCUCGCGACCGACGGCACCCUACGGAAUCUGCACCAAAAGUACCUGGAUGCGAUCGAUGAUGACGCUGAUGAGCCCGCCGACGCGGCGCUUCUUGCCGAGUUUGCGCAGGCGACGCUCGGCCGCUUUGUGCGUGGCCAGCUCCCCGUCUCGUACGCGUGUGACUACGACGAGCGUUGGGAUGUGCGUGGUGCGCAGGAUCAUAGCAACGAGCGCCUGCGCGAGGAUGCGUGGUUCGAUGAUGAGUAG
Molecule: messenger RNA, 762 nt
Organism: Malassezia japonica
Lineage: Eukaryota; Fungi; Basidiomycota; Malasseziomycetes; Malasseziales; Malasseziaceae
Exons: 1
Coding region: 1-762 (253 amino acids)
Source: RefSeq, a predicted model, not a curated record